AUGGCAGCCCUACGCUAUGCGGGCCUGGAUGACACCGACAGCGAGGACGAGCUGCCCCCGGGCUGGGAGCAGAGGACCACCAAGGACGGCUGGGUUUACUAUGCCAAUCACACUGAGGAGAAGACCCAGUGGGAACAUCCAAAGACUGGGAAAAGAAAGCGAAUCGCAGGAGAUUUGCCCUAUGGAUGGGAACAAGAAACUGAUGAGAAUGGACAAGUGUUUUUUGUCGACCACAUAAACAGAAGAACCACCUACCUGGACCCCAGACUGGCGUUCACCGUGGACGACAACCCCACGAAGCCGACCGCCAGGCAGAGAUAUGACGGCAGCACCACGGCCAUGGAGAUCCUCCAGGGCAGAGACCUCAGCGGCAAAGUGGUCGUGGUGACGGGGGCGAACUCGGGGAUCGGGUUUGAAACUGCCAAAUCUUUCGCCCUUCAUGGUGCACACGUGAUCCUGGCCUGCAGGAACAUGACGAGAGCCAAUGAAGCCGUGUCCCGCAUUUUAGGAGAAUGGCACAAAGCCAAGGUAGAAGCAAUGACCCUGGACCUCGCUCUGCUCCGUAGCGUGCAGCAUUUUGCUCAGGCGUUCAAGGCCAAGAAUGUGUCACUUCACGUGCUUGUGUGCAACGCAGCUGUGUUUGGGCUCCCCUGGACCCUCACGAAAGACGGCCUGGAGGCCACCUUCCAGGUGAACCACCUGGGCCACUUCUACCUUGUCCAGCUCCUGCAGGACGUCCUGUGCCGCUCAGCCCCUGCCCGGGUCGUUGUGGUCUCCUCGGAGUCCCAUAGAUUUACAGAUAUUAACGAUUCCUCGGGAAAACUAGACUUUAGCCGCCUUUCUCCAUCGAAAAACGACUACUGGGCCAUGCUGGCCUACAACCGGUCCAAACUGUGCAACAUCCUGUUCUCCAACGAGCUCCACCGCCGCCUGUCCCCCCGUGGGGUCACGUCGAAUGCAGUGCACCCCGGGAACAUGAUGUACUCCGCCCUCCACCGUGGCUGGUGGGUCUACACGCUGCUCUUCACCUUGGCGAGACCCUUCACCAAGUCCAUGAAAACUUCACGGCGCGCAGCCCUGGGGAGACGCCUUGAUUUGCCGGGGGAAAACAAAGCCAACAUCAAGGCAGACGUCCGUUCAAUGCCAGCGGCAGGUUUGGGAGGAAGCCCUGGCUUAUUCUUCCUUAAUCCUGAUCGGCUUCGUCACUGCGAGGAGCAGAAGUACCAGCGUGAGGAGGAGAGUGAGGGUCCUGCUGCCGCUUUUCACCAACAGGGAGCCGCCACCACGGUGUACUGCGCCGUCGCCCCGGAGCUGGAGGGCCUGGGAGGGAUGUACUUCAACAGCUGCUGCCGCUGCCUGCCAUCAGCCGAAGCCCAGAGCGAAGACACGGCGCGGGCCCUGUGGGCACUCAGCGAGCGACUGCUCCAGGGGGCGCCCGGCGGCCCACCCGCCUAG
Messenger RNA from Rangifer tarandus platyrhynchus (Svalbard reindeer), 1455 nucleotides. The record is from the annotation of a GenBank genome assembly. Lineage: Eukaryota; Metazoa; Chordata; Mammalia; Artiodactyla; Cervidae.